This is a messenger RNA of Manis javanica (Malayan pangolin), 807 nucleotides long. NCBI's taxonomy places the organism in Eukaryota, Metazoa, Chordata, Mammalia, Pholidota, Manidae. The record is from RefSeq and is a predicted model, not a curated record.
AUGAACAUUUCGUUUCAUUUUUCUUCAUAUGGCUAUUGUUUUUAUCUAGGUGACAAAGGGGAAAAGGGUUUGCCUGGGAUAGCCGGAGGAAAGGGCAAAGCAGGUACUGUAUGUGAUUGUGGAAGAUACCGGAAAGUUGUGGGACAACUGGACAUUAGUGUUGCUCGGCUUAAGACAUCUAUGAAGUUCAUCAAGAAUGUCAUAGCAGGGAUUAGGGAAACUGAAGAGAAAUUCUACUACAUCGUGCAGGAGGAGAAGAACUACCGGGAAUCCCUGACCCACUGCCGGAUCCGGGGGGGCAUGUUAGCCAUGCCAAAGGACGAGGCUGCCAACACCCUCAUCGCUGACUACGUGGCCAAGAGCGGCUUCUUCCGGGUGUUCAUCGGGGUGAAUGAUCUGGAGAAGGAGGGGCAGUACGUGUUCACGGACAACACUCCACUGCAGAACUACAGCAACUGGAAGGAGGGGGAGCCCAGCGACCCCUUUGGUCACGAGGACUGUGUGGAAAUGCUGAGCUCCGGCAGGUGGAAUGACACCGAGUGCCAUCUUACCAUGUACUUUGUCUCUUUUGGUUUCAAAGGUAUUUUGCCCCCAGGAUUUUCCCCCCAGAGUUACACUUCUCCUCACAGAGUGGCCCGACAGAUAAAGAAGAUAAAAUUUUCAUCUUCAAGACAAUGGCUAUUCCUGUCUGUCAAAAGAUGCAAUGCUGAUGAGAAAUAGAGCUGAGAGUCAUAAUUGGAUGUAAUUGAUUCUUAAACCAUCUAUACUUUUUCUAAGAUGCAGUUCAUCUAAACCUAUGUUAAUCAA